Messenger RNA from Sinocyclocheilus rhinocerous, 747 nucleotides. Its product is annotated as cysteine-rich venom protein ENH1-like. NCBI's taxonomy places the organism in Eukaryota, Metazoa, Chordata, Actinopteri, Cypriniformes, Cyprinidae. The annotation marks the transcript as partial. The record is from RefSeq and is a predicted model, not a curated record. Gene Ontology annotation, cellular component: extracellular region. The transcript is spliced from 7 exons.
ACUGCCUCUGCAAUCUGCUGGACAGAAGGACGCAAAAUGUUUGCAGUAACAGUUUGUUUCCUGGGAUUGCUCCAUAUGAGCGCUGCCUGCAGCUUGGUGAGCGUCUGUACAGACCUGACUUCUGUUCAGCAGGAGAUCGUGGAUGUACACAACGCCUACCGAAGGGCUGUGGAGCCGACUGCCGGCAACAUGCUGAAAAUGAGUUGGAGCGAUGCAGUGGCACAGUCAGCUCAAGGCUGGAUUGAUCAGUGUAACAUGACACAUGGACCACCGAGCAGCCGCUUGAUUGACGGAUAUGAAAUGGGUGAAAAUCUCUUCAAGGCCUCUGCGGUUUAUUCAUGGACUGAUGUGAUAAAUGCCUGGCACAGUGAAGUCAACUAUUAUGAAUAUCCCAUCGGAUCCACCAACGAUCAACCAAUUGGACAUUACACACAGGUGGCGUGGUACAGCUCAUAUGAGGUUGGUUGUGCCGUGGCUCAGUGUGGAAGCUCCUACUUCUACGGAUGCCAUUACUACCGCGCUGGGAAUUUCAGAGGAGUCCCGCCGUACUCGCUGGGCGAUCCGUGUGCUGCCUGUCCGGAUGACUGUGAAGACGAUCUGUGCACUAAUCCCUGUCCGUACAUCAACACGUUCACCAAUUGCGAUGAAUUGAAAGAAAUGGCCACUUGUGACAACUCUGUCGUGAGCCAGUGGUGUCCAGCCAGUUGUCAAUGUGAAGACAAAAUCGUCCCUAUUGCGAGGAAAUGA